Molecule: messenger RNA, 642 nt
Organism: Dreissena polymorpha
Lineage: Eukaryota; Metazoa; Mollusca; Bivalvia; Myida; Dreissenidae
Exons: 5
Coding region: 1-642 (213 amino acids)
Biological process (GO): translation; ribosomal small subunit assembly
Cellular component (GO): cytosolic small ribosomal subunit; ribosome
Molecular function (GO): structural constituent of ribosome; mRNA binding; rRNA binding
Source: RefSeq, a predicted model, not a curated record
AUGAAAGCAGAUUAUAAGAAAUAUAAGAACAUUAUUUGUAGUAAAGCAAACUACAUUGCUGUGAAGGAGGAGUUUACCAAGUAUCUCCCACAUUCGUCUAGCCGCUACCAGGUGAAACGGUUCCGCAAGGCACAGUGCCCCAUUGUGGAGCGCAUUGUGAACUCACUGAUGAUGCACGGCAGGAACAACGGAAAGAAGCUGAUGGCUGUGCGCAUCAUCAAGCACGCCUUUGAGAUCAUUCACCUGCUCACAGGCGAGCAUUUUAGAGAUGAGGGCAACUCCAAUCAGUUCCGGAGUUUGGCUGCAUCAUGGGACGGGGUGGGCUGUGCCUGUAGAUCCUGUCAGCAAAAACCCACUUCAAGUGUGUGUGACCGCCAUCAUCAACAGCGGCGUGAAGACUCGACCCGUAUUGGUAGUGCGGGUACCAUGAGGAGGCAGGCUGUGGACGUGUCUCCCAUGCGCCGUGUCAACCAGGCCAUCUGGCUGCUGUGUACAGGCGCACGUGAGGCCUCCUUCAGGAACAUCAAGUCCAUCGCCGAGUGUCUGGCUGACGAGCUAAUCAAUGCUGCCAAGGGCUCGUCCAACUCGCAUGCUAUCAAGAAGAAGGACGAGCUUGAGCGUGUUGCCAAGUCCAACCGAUAA